This is a messenger RNA of Vigna unguiculata (cowpea), 2572 nucleotides long. RefSeq lists its product as uncharacterized. Lineage: Eukaryota; Viridiplantae; Streptophyta; Magnoliopsida; Fabales; Fabaceae. The record is from RefSeq and is a predicted model, not a curated record.
AUCAAAACGAAGGCACAGAUAAUAAACCCAAAGACAAAGCUGCUACUGUAGGGAUUAACUGAACCUAACAUCGAACACGUGGACUCUGUUCUGCAUUACAAGACCAAGGACUUCGAGUCGUAAAGAUUAAGGAAGGAGUUCGCACAUUCAAAUCAAAUCAAAUCAAAUGAAGCAGCUUGCGAAAAACAUCACACAUAGUAUAUAUGCAUACACAUAAGAAACAAGCGCGGUUGGAAUUGAUGUCUGGUUGUUCCGAGGAGGAGGGGAUUUCGUUCUCGGACGCCGAUCGUCGCGGUUACGAAGGAGGCAGUGACGACGAUUCCGAAAUGGGGAAGAGUCAACUUCGCAGAAGACGAAGGGUCAGUGGUUUUGGGAAGGUGGUUGUGCAUCAAUUCGCGAAAGCGAAGAAGCAAAUACGCAGAGUCAGAAGCAGAAAGAGUCUUCUUGGGAAAUCGCGUCCGGGGAACGAAGAAGGUAAGGUGAUUGUUGUCCACGGUGACUGUAGUGGAGGAAGAAGGAGAGGGAAUGGGUGUGGGUUUUGUUUUUCGCGGCCCAAAGUGUUGGAAUCACCUAAUGAGUCUCCCACGAGUGAUCCCAAUGACCCUAAUUUCACUCAGGCCAUGUUGAGAACUUUGAUAGACAAGAAUGAUUUCUAUUCCAAAGAAUGCAACCCUCACUUGGAUUAGUUACUAUUGCAGAUUCCUUGCGUUCGAUUGGGUUUUAGGAUAAUCUGCUCAAUUUGAAGUGGUGUAAGUAAAAUGAUGAAAUUGUGACAUUAUGAUGGCUCGUAAGGGAGGUAAUUGAAUGUUCAAUAAAAGUGGUAGAGAUGUGACUUGAGAGGCUGGAACUGUGUAAUGUCAGACCCUCAUUUGCAUUUUUGUUCAUUUAGAGCAAUGUGGUGUAAGAAGUUAUAGAUAAGAAACUUGCUGCAAUUCAAUGAAUACGGAUUCAAAAGUUUGAACGGAUUAAUAUGGAUUGGAGAAUGGAAGGUUGCUUGAUCAAGUGCUGCUGUUGGAGAGGUUGGUGAAAUUUGGAUUCUUUGAUAUUCUGGAGUUUCUACUUGUCCCAAUUUGGAGAAGUGGUGUACAUAUCAAUACUGAAAAUUUUUGAAGGCUGUUAUUUUCGUAAUCUCUUUCUAGCUGUCAGCACUUUUUGAUUGGUUUCCUCGUGCAUGCAAAUUUUUCGUUCAGCUUGUUAGAGGUCUUGAGUGGUUGCAAAUUAUGGAAUUUUUUGGCAUUGCAACCUGAGAUAAAUCGUUGCUCUGAACAUCAGUUUGUUCUGAUUCUUUUAUAAUUCGUGUCCUCAUGUAUUUGAUGAUAUUUGGAAAUGACAAUGGUUCUCAUUCUUGAGUCUGCAUAUAUCUGGGAGAUUUCAGAGAACAAAUUAAGAAGUCAUUUUGUAUUUAAAGUCGGGAAGUUUUGCAAGAUAAUAAAUUGUUCUGCAUAUGUUUGUCGAUGAUGAAGUAUUUUAAUACGCUUCAUAUGUUUGUCACUUAUUCUUUCUAGCCUGCUGGCAUCAGUGGGUUUCCAUGAUAAGCCAUAUGCAUAAUCAGUAUGUAUUUCAAUCUUUCUCUUCUAGUUGUGGAGCUUUCUUUGGUUCCUCCAAGAUCUUUUCUACAUUCGACAAUUUUAUGCUUUCUUCUUUUUCAUUUGGAUGGAUGCUUACAGUCCAAUUUCAAGGGAGUUCAAUAUUGAACAUUUCUAAUUAAGGGGUUCAAUUAACAUUUUUAUAUAUGUUUCAAAUUACUUCCAAUGUUACGAACGUUUUUCAAACAUUUUAUCAUAUUUAUUUCAUUUUGUUACUUCAUCUCAAGAAAAUUUAGUUUCUGCCAGAAAAAUUCUUUGCUUCAAUUUAUUCCCAGCCAAAAGCAAAGUUAUAGCAGUCUUUAUGGGAUUUUUCAUGAUGCAGGAGGGAAACCCUUUACUUUUGUGGUUUUGUUUGUGUAGCACCAUGCCAUUCCAUAUUGACUAAAGAAAUUGAAAGGGAGGGUUGGUAAGGCGUUGUGGUUGUGAUCCAGUGGCUUCUGUACGAAAGCCGAGUUCAAGGUACACAUUUUACUAUGGUCCAGCUGUUGAGUUAUUCUGUUAGAUGUGUGAUCUAGGUCUACUUAUGGUCCCAAACUUGGUAGUGGAAACCAUGGAGGUACAGCUUCUGCUUGGCUGAGACUUGUAUCUUUGACCCAUAGCAAGGCUAAAUUCUUUAUGACUUAUAUUUUAGUUUUAAACAUUCUACAUGAGAUACAAAACAAGAAAACCAAGAUAAAGAAGAAGAAAAAGGUAGUUCUGUUUGUUGAUUUAUCUUUCUAGUGUUUGAUGGUGGCAUAUAGUCACUAUUUUUUCUGGCAUCUAUUUCAUUCUCAUCUCUAAUUCUGAGGCUGAUGCCCUGUAAUGUACUCAUUUAUUUAUUUGGGCGUGGAGGGAUGGAUGUUCACCACACUACUGCGCUUUUGUUGAAAUUUGUUUGUCUAGCUUUCAUUUUAUCUUUUUUUUUUUUUGCUUUGAUUGAAAAUUUAAGUGUCUAGAUUUUGAUUUUUGUAAUUAAAGAAUCAGUAAUGUAAUGGAUGAAGGAGAAA